Messenger RNA from Mastomys coucha (southern multimammate mouse), 1577 nucleotides. RefSeq names its product chromosome unknown C16orf70 homolog (gene Phaf1). Gene Ontology annotation, cellular component: dendrite; synaptic vesicle membrane; trans-Golgi network. The record is from RefSeq and is a predicted model, not a curated record. Bases 267 to 1535 code for a protein of 422 amino acids. Gene Ontology annotation, biological process: Golgi to plasma membrane protein transport. The transcript has 16 exons. Lineage: Eukaryota; Metazoa; Chordata; Mammalia; Rodentia; Muridae.
CACGCUUUACGGCCCGGCACGCCGCUUUUGCUGCAGUUGCUCCGGGCGCUGCUGUUGCUACAGCCUCUCCUACCGGGGCUGCAGCCCGGGAGGUGAAGGGAGGUGAAGUGUGUUGUGUUCGUGCUGCCGUCGCCUCCCGGAACGGAGUGGAGAUCCGGACGUCCGCGGGCUGGCGAGAGCCGCCAGUCAGCAGCUGCGUGCUCUCCUCAGGCCGGGUCCUGUCUGCGCUGCCGCAGGGAGGCCGCCCGGCCCCGCGAACCGAACCAAUGCUGGACCUGGAGGUGGUGCCUGAACGCUCUCUGGGGAACGAGCAAUGGGAAUUCACGCUGGGAAUGCCUCUGGCUCAGGCAGUAGCCAUUCUUCAGAAGCACUGUCGCAUCAUCAAAAAUGUCCAGGUUCUCUACAGUGAGCAGUCUCCUCUAAGCCAUGACCUCAUCCUUAACCUGACUCAGGACGGGAUCAAACUACUGUUUGAUGCUUUCAAUCAGAGACUUAAGGUGAUUGAAGUUUAUGACUUGACAAAAGUAAAGUUAAAGUAUUGUGGAGUACAUUUUAACUCUCAGGCCAUCGCUCCUACCAUUGAGCAAAUUGACCAGUCUUUUGGCGCAACCCAUCCUGGAGUGUACAACUCUGCUGAGCAGCUCUUCCACCUCAACUUCCGAGGACUGUCUUUCUCUUUUCAGUUAGACUCAUGGACGGAGGCUCCCAAGUAUGAGCCCAAUUUUGCCCAUGGUCUAGCUUCUCUUCAGAUACCCCAUGGAGCAACUGUAAAACGAAUGUACAUCUAUAGUGGAAACAGCCUCCAGGAUACCAAGGCUCCUGUGAUGCCCCUGAGCUGUUUCCUGGGAAAUGUAUAUGCUGAAAGUGUAGAUGUUCUUCGAGAUGAAACUGGACCCUCAGGGUUGCGACUUCGUUUGCUCGCUGCAGGUUGUGGACCCGGAGUAUUAGCAGAUGCCAAAAUGAGAGUAUUUGAGCGUGCAGUGUAUUUUGGUGAUUCUUGCCAAGAUGUUCUGAGCAUGCUUGGCUCUCCACACAAAGUCUUCUAUAAGUCUGAAGACAAGAUGAAAAUUCACUCUCCUUCCCCUCAUAAACAAGUUCCAUCCAAGUGCAAUGACUACUUUUUUAACUAUUUCACUCUUGGAGUGGACAUCCUGUUUGAUGCAAAUACACACAAAGUGAAGAAGUUUGUCCUGCAUACCAAUUACCCUGGGCAUUAUAAUUUUAACAUUUACCACCGCUGUGAGUUCAAGAUCCCACUAGCCAUAAAGAAAGAAAAUGCAGGCGGUCAGACUGAAAUAUGCACCACCUACAGCAAGUGGGACAGCAUCCAGGAGCUUCUGGGCCACCCUGUGGAGAAGCCUGUUGUCUUGCACAGGUCCUCAUCUCCAAAUAACACCAACCCGUUUGGCUCCACAUUCUGCUUUGGUCUUCAGCGGAUGAUCUUCGAGGUCAUGCAGAACAACCACAUUGCCUCAGUGACCCUGUAUGGCCCCCCUAGGCCUGGUGCCCACCUGAGAACAGCAGAGCUGCCCUAAGGACAUCACUAUGUUUCCCCCUGUCAAUGGAACUGUGCAUCA